Dermatophagoides pteronyssinus (European house dust mite) is the source of this 2066-nucleotide messenger RNA. RefSeq names its product neuroligin-4, Y-linked-like. NCBI's taxonomy places the organism in Eukaryota, Metazoa, Arthropoda, Arachnida, Sarcoptiformes, Pyroglyphidae. The record is from RefSeq and is a predicted model, not a curated record.
GAUCAUUGGAUGCAUGAUGAUCGACUGGUAUAUAAAGAUGGUCCGAAAUUCGGACCAAAAUCAUUCGACUUUCGACAACAAACAAACCUACAAACUUACAAACUUGAAACACUCUCUCUUCUUCAAAACUUUUAAAACUAUUGAAACAUUCAAUGAUUAUGGAAUCAUUAUUUAUACGACUUUUAUUUGGACUUUGUCCAUUGAUUAUAAUGGUCACUGGUGCUGGUGCUGAUUCAAUUCAAAUGAAUCCUAUUGUAUCGACAACAUCUGGUCGUUUGAUUGGACAGAAAACUUUAAUUCAUAAUGGCGAUGGUGAAAUUUAUCAAUUUUUCGGUAUACCAUAUGCACAACCACCAAUUGGUGAGAAUCGAUUUGAAAAACCAAAAGAAUUAUCAACAAAUUCCAGUGAACAAUUAUUAUUGGCCAAACAAUUGAAACCAACCUGUAUGCAAAUGAAACAUUUGGCUAAAACAAUUAAUCCAUUACUUGAUUUGGAUGAAAUUCAUAAUAUUUCCGAAGAUUGUCUUUACCUGAAUAUCUAUGUACCGAUUGUUGAACAAAAAGAUUUACCAUUACCAGUAAUGGUAUGGAUACCAGGUGAAGGUUAUGAUUUUGCUGAUGCAAGACAAUUUGAUGGUAGUUAUUUAGCAUCGAUUGGUAAAGUUAUUGUCAUCACUGUACAAUAUCGUGUUGGUGUAUUUGGUUUUCUAAAAAAUAAUGCCGGUAUUUGGGAUCAAUUAAUGGCAUUGAAAUGGAUCAAACAAAAUAUUGGUGAAUUUGGUGGUAAUGUUAACGAUAUAACUGUGUUUGGAAGAUUUUCUGGUUCAAUGUCAAUUUCAAUAUUAUUAAGUUCAAAAUAUGUUAUCGAACAACAACAAUCAUCAUUAUUUAAUCGUGCAAUUUUAAUGAGCGGUAUUGCUGUUGGUAAUUGGGUUUUCGACAAUAAACAUGAUGAUAAAAUUGAACAAUUUUUAUCCAAUCAAGGUUGUAAUAAUAUUGAUUGUAUGAAAAUAAUAUCAGCAAAACAAAUUUUGGAUACAAGUGGUUAUGGUUGGAAACCAUUUAUUGAUACAGAUCUGAUUGAAGAUAAACCAUUGGAUGCUGUACGAAAAGGAAAAUUCGCUAAAAAUAUUCAAAGUAUAAUGUUAGGAACGAAUCAAUUCGAAGGAAAUCUUUGCCUAAUCAAACAUUUAGCCAUGGAUGAAUCAUUUUAUGGAAAACUUAUUCAAAACAAUAUUAGCCAACAGGAAUUUGAACGAAUUAUUCAUGAAGAUUUACAAAUGUUUUAUGGUGAUGAUUAUCAUGUUAAUAAUUAUCGAGCCAAUGUAAUCAAUAAUCGUGAUAAUUAUGUAAAAUUUUGUUCAGAAUUAUUAAUCGAUUCACAUAUGCAAGAAUAUCAAAAUAUUUUACAACAACGUAUUUAUUAUGAUAAAAAUUAUCGUUUAAGAAAUAUUUAUCGUUAUAAAGUUGAUUAUAAACCAUCAUUUUCAAUUGCACCGGAAUUCAUUAAUUCAUCCAUUCAUGGUGAUGAUGUUCUGUUGGCAUUUGGUUUGGCAUUUAAAAAUCCAUACAUAUCAAAUGAAAAUGAUCAACAAAUAUCGAAACAAAUGAUUGAAUUAUUUUCUGAAUUUGCUCGAAAUGGUCAACCAAAAUCCAUAACAAAUAAUGGUUUUAUUGAAAUUAAAUCGGAAUCAAAAUUUGAUAACCAUAAUUGUCAACAAUGGAAACAAUUGAAAGAAAAUCCAAUCCUUGCAUUAACAUUCAUUUCAUUGGCAAUUAUUUUUAUUUGUAUGUUAAUUUUUGCCUGUCAAACAUUAAUCAAACAACAAUUUCCAUUCAACAAACAACAAACAUGUCAACAAAUGAAACAUUUACUUCAACAACAACAACAAUGCUAAAUGUCAAAUGUCAAAUGUCAAAUGUCAAAUGUCAAUCUUUUUUUCCAUUCUUUAUCCUUCUUUUUGGCUUGAUCUGAAUACUUUCAUUUUUGUACAUAUCAAAUUCAAACAUAAUAAUUUUUUGAUAUCCAGUUUAAUCAUGAUGAUGAUUUUAAAAAAACAAUUUGU